Molecule: messenger RNA, 8064 nt
Organism: Anguilla rostrata (American eel)
Lineage: Eukaryota; Metazoa; Chordata; Actinopteri; Anguilliformes; Anguillidae
Product: NACHT, LRR and PYD domains-containing protein 12-like
Exons: 8
Coding region: 16-3804 (1262 amino acids)
Biological process (GO): intracellular signal transduction
Molecular function (GO): protein binding
Source: RefSeq, a predicted model, not a curated record
AGAUGCAAUGCAACAAUGAAAGAUUUAACGCCGGUUUUCCUCUCUUCAGAUAAAUCCAUAAAAAUAGCCCAAGACGCACUGAAAACUCUUCUCAGGAGGAAGUGUCAAUGCAUAUUUGAAGGUUUAGCAAAACAUGGCCGCCGAACCCUCCUCAAAGAGAUCUAUACAGACCUCUACAUCACAGAGGAGGGAAGUGGGUGGGUCAAUAAUGAACACGAGGUCAGACAGAUUGAGACAGCAUCCAAGAAACAAACCACACAGGAGACUGCAAUCCUCUGCAAUGACAUCUUUAAGCCUUUACCUGGAAAAGAGAAACCCAGAACUGUGCUUACAAAGGGCAUUGCUGGUAUUGGGAAAACUGUCUCUGUGCAGAAGUUCAUUCUGGACUGGGCAGAAGGAAAAGCCAAUCAGGACGUUGAUUUCAUCUUCACUCUCCCUUUCCGAGAUCUGAAUUUGGAGAAGGAAAGAGCAUUCAGUCUGAUGCAACUUCUGCAGCACUACUUUCCACAAAUGAAAGAGAUCAAAAGUGUUGAAGGUGAUGAAGUCAAAAUGGUGUUUAUCUUAGAUGGUCUGGAUGAGUGUCGACUUCCUCUAAAUUUCCAAAGCAAUGAGGACUGCUGUGAUGUAACAGAGUUAUCAUCAGUGGAUGUGCUGCUGACCAACCUCAUUAAGGGAAAUCUGCUUCCCUCUGCUCUCCUCUGGAUCACCUCCCGACCAGCAGCAGCUAGUCAGAUCCCUCCUGAGUGUGUCCACCAGGUGACGGAGGUACGAGGGUUCGAUGACCCACAGAAGGAGGAGUACUUCAGGAAGAGAAUCAGAGAUCAAAACCAGGCCAGCAGAAUUAUCUCACACAUAAAGUCAUCCAGGAGUCUCUACAUCAUGUGUCACAUACCAGUCUUCUGCUGGAUUUCUGCUAGUGUUCUGGAGACAAUUUUGAGUGAAGCAGAGAAUCUGCCCAAAACUCUGACUGAAAUGUAUACACACUUCCUGCUCAUUCAGACUAAUGUGAAGAAUCAGAAGUAUCAUAGCACCAAGUAUCAUGGUACCAAUAAGAUAAGCUCAAAGAAGAUGUCAGCAUCAGAUACUGAAAUCAUCCUGAAACUGGGGCGGCUGGCUUUUCUACAGCUGGAAAAGGGAAACCUGAUAUACUAUGACGAAGACCUCAGAGAGAGUGGCAUUGAUGUUAGUGAAGCUUCAGUGUACUCUGGGGUGUGCACAGAGAUCUUUAAGGAGGAGUGUGGGUUAUAUCAGGAGAAGGUCUACUGCUUUGUGCAUCUGAGCAUUCAGGAGUAUCUGGCUGCCAUGUUUGUGUUUCAUUCAUGCGUAAAAGAGUACAGAAAUGUACUCAGAGCAGAAGAAUCAGAACCUUACAGUUACAGAGUGCAGCUGUCUGAGUUACACAGGAGUGCAGUGGAUCAGGCCUUAGAGAGUAAGAAUGGACACCUGGACCUUUUCCUCCGAUUCCUUAUUGGCCUCUCUGUGGACUCUGUUCAGACUCUCUUAGGAGGACUACUGACACAGACAGAAAGCAGAUCACGUGUACCAGAACCACAGACACAGACAGAAAGCAGAUCACCUGUACCAGAACCACAGACACAGACAGGAAGCAGAUCACCUGUACCAGACCCACAGACACAGACAGGAAGCAGAUCAACUGUACCACACACACAGGCACAGACAGGAAGCAGAUCACCUGUACCACACACACAGGCACAGACAGAUAGCAGAUCACCUGUACCACACACGCAGGCACAGGCAGGAAGCAGAUCUGAUGGAGGAAGACAAAAAAAAAAGUCCAUGUUUACCUUCUUUCAAAGACUAUGGACAUGGACAUGGACAGGACACAGAUCAACUGUACCAGACCAACAGACACAGACAGGAAGCAGAUCAACUGUACCAGAACCACAGACAGGAAGCAGAUCAACUGUACCAGACCCACAGACACAGACAGAAAGCAGAUCAAAGAGCAUUGAGAAAACAGUCCAGUACAUUAAGAAGAGGAUCAGAAUGGAGUCUUCAGCAGAGAGGACCAUCAAUCUGUUUUACUGUCUCAAUGAACUGAAUGACAACUCUCUCGUGCAGGAAAUCCAGAAUUCCCUGAGAUCAGGGAAACUUUAUGAUAAAAAGCUGGAACCAGACCAGUGUUCAGCUCUGGCCUUUGUGUUACUGACGUCAGAGGAGAUGCUGGAUGAGUUUGACUUGAAGACCUACAACACAUCAGCAGCAGGUCAUCAGAGACUGCUACCAGUAAUCAGGAACUGCAGGAAGGCCAUACUGAACAGCUGUGACCUCACAGAGAAGUGCUGUAAUAUUAUGGCCUCAGCUCUCCAGUCAUCAAACUCACCCCUGAGUGAUCUGGACCUCAGCUACAAUAACCUGGGAGAUUCAGGAGUGGAGCUGCUCUGUGCUGGACUGAGGAGUCCGGACUGUAAACUACAGAGACUGGGACUGAACAACUGUAAACUCACACAGAAGUGCUGUAAAAUUGUGGCCUCAGCUCUCCAGUCAUCAAACUCACCCCUGAGAGAUCUGGACCUCAGCUACAAUAACCUGGGAGAUUCAGGAGUGGAGCUGCUCUGUGCUGGAUUGAGGAGUCCAAACUGUAAACUACAGAGACUGGGACUGAACUACUGUGAACUCACACAGAAGUCCUGUAAUAUUGUGGCCUCAGCUCUCCAGUCAUCAAACUCACCCCUGAGAGAUCUGGACCUCAGCUACAAUAACCUGGGAGAUUCAGGAGUGAAGCUGCUCUGUGCUGGACUGAGGAGUCCAAACUGUAAACUGCAGAGACUGGGGCUGGGUUUGUGUAAUCUCACAGAGGGCUGCUGUGAUGUUCUGGCCUCAGUCCUGCAUUCUCCUCACUCAGAGCUGAGAGAUCUGGAGCUCAGAGACAACGAGCUGCAGGAUUCAGGAGUGAGAGCACUCUCUGCUGGACUGGAAAACCCACACUGUAAACUGCAGAGACUGGGGCUGUCAGGCUGUGGAGUCACACAGAGAGGCUGUGAUUCUCUGGCUUCAGCUCUGUGUUCAAACCCCUCACACCUGAGAGAGCUGGACCUGAGAUACAAUCACCCAGGAGACUCAGGAGUGAGAGCGCUUUCUGCUGCUAAACUGGACACACUCACACUGCUUGUGGACCAUGGAGGAGAGAACAGGACCAAACCAGGACCCAGGAAAUACGGCUGUCAGUUCACACUGGAUCCAAACACAGUGCGCAGAGAGCUGUCUCUGUCUGAGGGGAACAGGAGGGUGACACACACACCGUGGAGAAAGGAGCCAUAUCCUGAUCAUCCAGAGAGAUUUGAGUACUGGUCCCAGGUUAUGUGCAGAGAGAGUGUGUGUGAGCGCUGUUACUGGGAGGCUCAGUAUGAGUUCAGUGUGUCUGAGCGGGAGGGAUGGGUUUAUAUAGCAGUGACAUAUAAAGCAAUCAGCAGGAAAGGAGAGGGUUAUGACUGUAGGUUUGGAGACAAUAAAAACUCCUGGAGUCUGGAGUGCAUUAAACACAGAGACUCUGAUAAACUCAGAUGCUCUGUCUGGCACAAUAGGAACGAAACAUACAUACCUGCCCCCCCCCCCUACCGCAGAGCCAGAGUGUAUUAUGGUGCUGGUAGAAGAGUGUGUGUGUACAGGGUAGGAGUGUGUGUGGACCGUCCGGCCGGCACUCUGUCCUUCUACAGCGUCUCUGACUCUGACACACUGACCCUCCUGCACAGAUUCCACACACACUUCACUCCACACACACCCCUCUGUGCUGGAUUUCAUGUGUGGAGGUCCUCCUCAGUGUCCCUCUGCCAACUGGAGUAGAGACACACACAUUCACACACACACACACUCCUCAGUGUCCCUCUGCCAACUGGAGUAGAGACACCCACAUUCUCACACACACACGCAUACACACACACACACCACAUUCACAUACCCACUCACACACACACACACCACACACACUCAUAUACACAUACACACACACUCACACAUGCACACUCAGAUACACAUAGACACACACACCAACACCAACACACACACACACAUACUCUCACACACACCCUUGCUCUCUCACACUCACACACAUGCACACACACACCUACACACAUGAACACACACAAUCUCUCGCACACACAAGCACACACAUUCACGCGCGCACACACAUGCAUACGUACACACGCUCAUAACCGUAUGCACACACACACACCCUCUCUCUCAUACUCAGUCACUCACACACACACUCCCUCUCUCUCUCUCUCACACACACACUCACAUCCACACGCAUUCACACAAACGCACGCACACACACACAAACUCAUGCACUCACGUACACACACACAUACAUGCGUACAGAGACACAAACACGUGUCAACACACACAUUCACAUUCCCAUACGCAUGCACACACAUGUAUAAACACACACACACACACACACACUGAUGUACACUCAUGCACACACACUCACACACCCACACAAGCACACACUCAUGCACACACACUCACACACUUACACACACAUACACACUUUCUCACACCAAAUCACUCACACCCCCAAUCACACACAUGCACACACACACCUACACAUGGACACACAAUCUCUCGCACACACAAACACACACAUUCACCAGUGCACUCUCACGCGCACACACACAUGCAUGCAUACGUACACACGCUCAUAACCGUAUGCACACACACACACACUCUCUCUCUCUCUCAUGCUCAGUCACUCACACACACACACCCUCUCUCUCUCACACACACACUCACAUCCACACACAUUCGCACAAACGCACGCACACACACACAAACUCACACCUAGACCCUCACACACACACACACACAUAUAUACAAACAGUCACACUCACACACUUAUAUACACACACACUCAUAUACACAUACACACACACACUCACACAUAUAUAUACAUACACUCAUAUGCACCUAGACCCACAUACUCGCACUCACACACCUACACACACUCUCGCACACCCAGUUACACACACACACACACCGUCUCUCUCUCACAUACACUCCAUCACACAAACGCAUACUCUCACACACACCCUUUCUCUCUCAGUCAUGCACACGCACUCACAAAUACACACACUCAUGUUUACUCAUGCACACGCACUCACACACCUACGCACGCACACUCUCUCACAUCCAGUCACUCACACACACCUACACACGGACACACACAAUCUCACGCACACACACAUGCAAAUAUACACACGCUCAUACCUGAAUGCACACACACACUCUUUCUCUCACUCACACUCUCACAUACAGUAUACAGACACACACAUGCGCAAACGCACGCGCACACACACAUACACUCAUGCACUCACGCACAAACACAAACAUGUCAACACACACACAUACUCAUGCACACACACAUGCAUACACUUACAUGCAUGCACACACCAUAUACACAUGUAUACACAAACAUUCUCAUACCCAUACAUACAUACACACACGUAUAAACACGCACAAAUUCAUAAUGGCACUCUCACGCACACACAAAUACACAUACAUACACUCAUUCUCUUCCACGCACACACACUCAAAUACACAGUCACACACACAUUCACACAAACGCACGCACACUCACUUUCUCUUACCCAUACACACGCACCUGUGUGCACACAUACUCAUGCACUCAAUCAUACUCUCACACAUGCACACACACACACACACACACAUUCUCUUACCCAUUCACACACGCAACCCAGGCACACACACACAUGCAUACUCACGCAUGCACACACACAUUCACGCGCGCACACACAUGCAUACGUACACACGCUCAUAACCGUAUGCACACACACACACCCUCUCUCUCAUACUCAGUCACUCACACACACACUCCCUCUCUCUCUCUCUCACACACACACUCACAUCCACAUGCAUUCACACAAACGCACGCACACACACACAAACUCAUGCACUCACGUACACACACACAUACAUGCGUGCAGAGACACAAACACGUGUCUACACACACAUUCACAUUCCCAUACGCAUGCACACACAUGUAUAAACACACACACACACUGAUGUACACUCAUGCACACACACUCACACACCCACACAAGCACACACUCGUGCACACACACUCACACACUUACACACACAUACACACUUUCUCACACAAAAUCACUCACACCCCCAAUCACACACAUGCACACACACACCUACACAUGGACACACAAUCUCUCGCACACACAAACACACACAUUCACCAGUGCGCUAACACGCGCACACACACAUGCAUGCAUACGUACAAACGCUCAUAACCGUAUGCACACACACACACACUCUCUCUCUCUCUCAUGCUCAGUCACUCACACACACACCCUUUCUCUCUCACACACACACUCACAUCCACACACAUUCGCACAAACGCACGCACACACACACAAACUCACACCUAGACCCUCACACACACACACACACACAUAUAUACAAACAGUCACACUCACACACUUAUAUACACACACACUCAUAUACACAUACACACACACACUCACACAUAUAUAUACAUACACUCAUAUGCACCUAGACCCACAUACUCGCACUCACACACCUACACACACUCUCGCACACCCAGUUACACACACACACACCGUCUCUCUCUCACAUACACUCCAUCACACAAACGCAUACUCUCACACACACCCUUUCUCUCUCAGUCAUGCACACGCACUCACAAAUACACACACUCAUGUUUACUCAUGCACACGCACUCACACACCUACGCACGCACACUCUCUCACAUCCAGUCACUCACACACACCUACACACGGACACACACAAUCUCACGCACACACACAUGCAAAUAUACACACUCUCAUACCCAUAUGCACACACACACUCUUUCUCUCACUCACACUCUCACAUACAGUAUACAGACACACACAUGCGCAAACGCACGCGCACACACACAUACACUCAUGCACUCACGCACAAACACAAACAUGUCAACACACACACAUACUCAUGCACACACACAUGCAUACACUUACAUGCAUGCACACACCAUAUACACAUGUAUACACAAACAUUCUCAUACCCAUACAUACAUACACACACGUAUAAACACGCACAAAUUCAUAAUGGCACUCUCACGCACACACAAAUACACAUACAUACACUCAUUCUCUUCCACGCACACACACUCAAAUACACAGUCACACACACAUUCACACAAACGCACGCACACUCACUUUCUCUUACCCAUACACACGCACCUGUGUGCACACAUACUCAUGCACUCAAUCAUACUCUCACACAUGCACACACACACACACACACACACAUUCUCUUACCCAUUCACACACGCAACCCAGGCACACACACACAUGCAUACUCACGCAUGCACACACACAUUCACAACUGCACACGCACAGAAACACACUCUCACCCAAUCACACACGCACACACGUCGACACACUUGCAACCUUCCUUGACCAAUGCCUUACAACUGCAAUUUCAGCUGUGCCCAGUAUUAGCCUCAGUACAGCUUUUAAACCCUGUACAUGGGAGUAUGAUCUUUUAGCAGGUUCAGGUUAAGCACUUGCUAUUUAAAUAUGAUGAUUUUUUUAUUUAUUUAUUACAUUUUAAUAAAUUUAUAUUUCAAAUGUUCAAGGUGUGUUUAUGUACUUUUGAUUAUUAAAACAUUAAUAUAACAUUAAGUGUAAUAAUGGCAAAAGAUGGCAGGGUAAAAUGUUUUUGAAGUAAUAACUCUGUCUCCAGUAUCUGCAUCUUUGUAUAAAAGAAGCCAGUGGCAAACUCCUCCAGUUAACUGCAUUUUACUAGUUUUUACAGUUGCUUUCAUUCAUUUUCACAAGAGUUCCAAUGUGCAAAUUUCUGUGGGCAAAUGCAGCUGAUAGGGAGAAUGCAAAAUGAUCACUGCAGUGUACUUUUUUCUUUUUUGUAUGAGUUGAUGAGUUGAGUUUCCUUAUUUAUUGGGUCAGGAUUGUUUUUUUUUUUGUUUUUUUUUUUUUUUAAUCUGUUGCUUUAAUUUUCUGUAUUUUCAGACAACAAUCUUCAAUGAUUAAACCUGCAUUAUCAAAAAUA